AUGCAUGAUGAUGAUGUGAAGUGCGCAAGAACUGAUACACAGGAAUGCACAGACAUUAAAAUGACUGCAAAUGGAAUAGAAAUUGGAUCUUUUUUCAAAAAUAAAGAGGUGACGACCACAUUGAAAUGUGGCGAAGAUGGAAGCUAUUCAAAUGGUGCAGUAGUGGGAAUCACUCAAUUGGCUUGUAAUUUCAUGGGAUGUGCCGAGCCUACACCAUGCAGUAAAUGCAAUGUAGACGCAUUGGUUCCGCAAAUGGAGCCAGGAACUAGUUUGACUUAUAAGCAAGUUCUAUUGAUUAAAAGUGAAAAGAACAUUAUUCAGUAUACGUUUGCCGACGGGACAACAACAGGUGUCGUGCUUGUAGAAGGUGUAUCUGUCACUAACGAAUUGCGUUGCAAUCUAAAUGGGGAACAUAUUUAUCAAUCAAAAGAAGUUACACAACUCAGUUGCAAAUUCGAUGACUGCGCGGAUCCGACUCCAUGCACCGCUUGCAAUUUUGCUGCUCUCACUCCACAACCCGCUGAUAUUGGUGGCAAACUAGUAGCCACAGAGAGCAUAGAUCGUCACGGGUGCACCGAAGCCCAAGUGAUUUGUUUUAGAGAAGAUAUUAAAGUGUGCGCAUCUGUAAAAUUGAUAGCACAGUGCAGCACAGGCACAGUGCAGCAGACGGUGGUAUGUCGGAACAAUAUUGUGUACCCUUAUGGAGAGCGAGAACCAGUAGCGUCAUUCUCGUGUGAAUUCACCACAUGUGCGUAA
This is a messenger RNA of Caenorhabditis remanei, 756 nucleotides long. RefSeq lists its product as uncharacterized. The transcript is spliced from 10 exons. The coding region runs from base 1 to 756 and encodes 251 amino acids. NCBI's taxonomy places the organism in Eukaryota, Metazoa, Nematoda, Chromadorea, Rhabditida, Rhabditidae. The record is from RefSeq and is a predicted model, not a curated record.